Messenger RNA from Copidosoma floridanum, 1210 nucleotides. RefSeq names its product N-glycosylase/DNA lyase. Gene Ontology annotation, biological process: base-excision repair, AP site formation; base-excision repair; nucleotide-excision repair. The record is from RefSeq and is a predicted model, not a curated record. Gene Ontology annotation, cellular component: nucleus. Gene Ontology annotation, molecular function: 8-oxo-7,8-dihydroguanine DNA N-glycosylase activity; damaged DNA binding. NCBI's taxonomy places the organism in Eukaryota, Metazoa, Arthropoda, Insecta, Hymenoptera, Encyrtidae.
CGAAAUCCUUGAGAAAAUUACCAGUCAACUUUUCCAAUAAUAGGCGCCAAUUUUUAACAUUUUGACGGGUAUUAUAUUUAAGACCAACGGAAAAAUCUUGCUCAAAAUCAUAUAAGUAGGUGUAUCAUAUUCGUAUGUUAUUGUAUUUUCACGCUACGAUGUGACGGCUGAAUUUGUUGGUACACAGAUGAUUCAUCAUGAACGGGUUGAAUUGUAGUGCUUUGAUUUAGUUUACAUUGGUUAAGUAUAGCGUUUUAUUUGUCGAAUUUGUUAAUGGUCGCCAGUAUCGAAUUAAGAUUAUUUUUCAGUUGGAAAUUUGUGUCAACAAUGACUGUGCCAGUAAAAUGUGGUGUGGAGAUGAAAAAGAUUAGCGGCUCUAUACCUUGUACCAAGGAAGAACUUAAUCUCGGAGUUACUUUAAAAGGAGGGCAAAGUUUUCGGUGGACAAUGGAGAAAAAUGGAAAUAAUUACAGAGGUGUUUUCAACAGUUCUGUCUGGACAAUAUCACAAACUAAUGAAAUAUUGACAUACACAAUGCAUGGGUCUUUGCAUAAGGAUGUAAAAUGUCAUCAUGCAUUGAUUAACUACUUUCAAUUGCAUGUACCACUAAAAGAACAUCUCAAAGUUUGGUCUGAAAAAGAUAGUUAUUUCAAAACAUCUUACAACGAAAUCGGCACCGUUAGAAUGUUGAAUCAAGAUGUUGUUGAGAAUCUAUUCUCUUUUAUAUGCAGUUCAAAUAAUAAUAUUUUACGGAUAUCUGGGAUGGUAGAAAAACUUUGUAGAAUAUUUGGUAAUAAAAUAUGUGAACUGGAGGGUCAAGAUUAUUAUGAUUUUCCAACAAUAGAGGCUCUUGCAAAUUCAAAAGUAGAAUCUGUUCUGAAAAUGGAAGGUUUUGGAUACAGGGCAGGAUACAUACACAAAAGUGCAGAGAAACUUGUGACGCUUGGUGGGAGAGAGUGGCUUUCAUCGUUGAAGAAAGAAAAUGGUUCAACUUAUGAUAAUGCCCGAGAGAAUCUCAUGUCUUUGCCUGGAAUUGGCCCUAAAGUAGCCGAUUGUAUUUGUCUAAUGUCGCUCGGCCACUUGGAAGCAAUUCCCGUUGACACUCACAUAUUUCAAGUUGCCUGUGCCAACUACAUGCCUCAUUUAGUGCCAACGUGUUAGAUAUGACUUGGUUAAAAAUGAGCAGGACGUGUCAUGUAGAGAAAGCAUG